Messenger RNA from Peronospora belbahrii, 720 nucleotides. The record is from the annotation of a GenBank genome assembly. NCBI's taxonomy places the organism in Eukaryota, Oomycota, Peronosporomycetes, Peronosporales, Peronosporaceae.
AUGACGACUGCACACCGCCCGACUUGGUACGCCGCUGUAGGUCAAUCAAAUGAAGGAGGAUGGCAAGCUGGAGGCAAACUAAGCGAUCAGAUCUCAGCGCGCGACCUGCCAGCACAUAAGCAUUUGAAAAUCCGCCAAGUUGGACAGGGCACGGCCAAUGAGGUCGAAUUGCUGGACUUGCGUCAUGAACUGGAGCGGAAAGAGAAGAAGUACGAGCUGGAAAGAGGUGCUAAUAAAGACACGGCACAAGAUAAAUUACGACGUCUGGAGCAGAAUAAAAAGAUUCUGCUGCUUGGUGACGCUGAGGCGGAUGCGCGUGAGUCGCAGCUAGUAAAAGUGGCGAGCAAAUACAAUGACGCAGAUGAUGGUGCGGGCUCAGAUGAGUCAAGCGAUUCUGAUAGUGACAGUAAUGACGAAGACGAAGAGGCCGAACUUAUGAGAGAGCUUGAAAAAAUCAAGCGAGAGCGGGAAGAAGAACGGCAACUUAAAGAGGAAGAGGAACGAAAGGGUAUUGAACAACAAUCCCGAGAGAAAAUACUUCAAGGUAACCCAUUGACUCAACAGCAAGCUACAGGUAGCGCCAAGAUGAAGCGUCGGUGGAAUGACGAUGUGGUUUUUAAGAAUCAAUCUCGCAGCGAGCCGGAGGUCAAGAAGAGAUUUAUUAACGACACGAUCCGCAAUGAUUUUCAUCGCCGCUUCCUGAACAAGUACAUUCAGUAA